AUGGACCGCCCACAUCCGCUGCUCGACCGCCUUGAGGCGACCACACGCUCUCCGCCGUCACUCAAGUCGUCGGCUCUCGCAAUCCUCCGCGCCGCCUGGCCAGCCGUGACCGACCUCGGCGACGCCCAUUACUCGCUCAUCGCCGACCUCCUUCCGCUCAGCACCGCCUCGCAACUCGCCAUGCUCGAAGACGCGUCGCCUCACAUCGCCCCGCACACCAACCACAUCUGGCGCGAGCUCGCCAUCAACGAGUUCAUCGAGGUGCGCAAGGUCAUCGAGGACGGCCAGCUCCGCCCCGACGACGAGCCACAGUCGUGGCGCGAACAGUACGAGCGAGAGGAGGCCCGUCGCGAGGCCAAGAUGGAGGAGCUCCUGUCGCGCAUGCGGGGACAGCUCCAAGACUACAAGGACCGGCGCAAGACGAUCGAGCGCGUCGACGGCGUCCAGCUUGCCAAAGCUCGCAAAGCCGGUCCUCCUCCACGCGUCAAGUCGCUCAUGGACAAGGCCCGGAGCAACACCAAGGCGAUCAAGAGCAUCUACGCCCCGAGGCGUCGCAAACCUGCCGCGCCCGCCCAGCCUCGACAUCCGCCCAAGCCCGUCCUGCCCGCCGUGCCGCCCGCCCUCGCCGGCGCUCUCCCCAGUCGACCUCCUCCGCCUCUCGCGGGCUUCCCUCCUGGCCCUCCUCGUCCCAAGCGCGACCUCCUCGCGGGCUUUCCCGACGCGUCCCCCGAGCAGCCGAGCGCAUGUUCCGCUGGCGCGCCCGCCUCGAGCUCGACGUCCGACGCGCCGACAUUGCGCCCGUACAAGGAGUCGACGGCGUCGCUUGCGAGGACGGGCAGGCCCGUCUCGGACGAGCCUCGCUCGCUCAAGCGCGGUGCGGGCCCGUUCGCGGCCGAGGAGGGCGCGCCGCACGCCCACAAGCGGGUCGCGCUCUCGCCGCCCGCAUCGGCAACGUCGUACGCGAGCAGCAGAGCAUCGUCGAGCCGGCAGCCGAGCUUCUCGCCGCCGGCUCCGGCCUCUUCCUCCCACGCCCGACCCACCCCUUCCACCGCCGACCAAGCCCGCUCUCCCCCUCCCACCACCACGACUCAGCAGCAGCCUUCCUCUCGUCCUCGAGCCAGGCCCGUCAUCACGACCGUCAAGCGGGUCGUCGCCGUCCCUCGCCCUCGUCCUCCUCCACCCGCACCUCCACGCUCGACAGCGACCUCGCCGGGGUCCUCGCCGCCACCGCCGCCAGCAUACCUCCCCGCAUUCUCGGUCGCCGCAGCAGCUCCCGGCGCUGCCUCGCGCCGCACCUCGACGCCGUCGGGCGCCUCGCCGCCCCCUCGUCCUCCUCCGCCGCCGCUCGCGUCCCGCGCCGCCACCGCAGCGUCGCGCGCCGCCUCGCCACCCGCAGCGCCAGGGCGGGUCCCGAGCGCGCGGUCGGUCAACGGGCUGUUCAUCCCGCGGCGAGGAGGACCGGGCGCGGGCGCACGGUGA
Messenger RNA from Rhodotorula graminis WP1, 1479 nucleotides. RefSeq lists its product as uncharacterized. The record is from RefSeq and is a predicted model, not a curated record. The transcript has 5 exons. Gene Ontology annotation, biological process: transcription elongation by RNA polymerase II. Lineage: Eukaryota; Fungi; Basidiomycota; Microbotryomycetes; Sporidiobolales; Sporidiobolaceae. Gene Ontology annotation, cellular component: nucleus; elongin complex. Bases 1 to 1479 code for a protein of 492 amino acids.